AUGGAGCACCGACGACUCAUCCACUACGUCCUGGAUACUGUGGUCGGCGUCGCAGGCGCCGCGUUGAGCUCUUUGGUGAUUUAUCUGAGCGUUACGCACGUUAGGAACCGAGCGCUGCGUGCCUACAGCAUCAUGCUGGUUUCGAAUGCGGUGGUGGAUCUGGUGUAUUCGUUGAAUACGAUAUGUACCUUUGCGGUGAGUCCUUUUAUAAUGCGCAUUGUACGCGAUGGAUCGAAAUGUGUUCAGCAGAUGACCCGUACUUGCGGGCAACCACUUCGGGGCAGCAAACAGAAGCAAGGCACGUCAAACUGAGAUAAGCUAAAACAGUCCGGUGAAUGGAUUGGCAAUUUGCCAAAAAAAGACGCCAAAAAAUGUUUUGUCGGGGGAGAAAUGCGGAAUUUUUGGGGCGAGAGAGUGCGCUUUUGCGUGUCUUUUUUUCUCUCUUUCUCUGGAAAUCAAGACGAAAUGUAAAAAACCGAUAGCGAAGAGUCUAUUCCGGUCACCGGACUCCUCAGUUUGACGUGCAAGGUUCUGUAGAUUGCAUUUCUCUCGAUCGCUUUAUAAAUCCUUUCUGCUAUGUGCCAUAUCAGAAGGAUCUUGUGUACUUGUUGGAUUUUUAAUGAGAAAUGGGUUGUUUAGACCGUCAAAAAAUAAAAUCUUGAAAAAAUUCUUGAGGACACCGCAAAUGUUUUGUUUUCAAGACCACAGAAGUUGUAAGUCGGCCUUAAAGGACGAAGACGACAUGGAAAACAUACUAUUUGGCUUUCCUGAGCUCUCUGUAAAUAGCUAUCAGCCUUUCGGUAAAGUAAUGAGCACCCUGUUGCCUCGGGGCGUGCAUCGCCGCCAAAAAAAUGAAUUGUGUCGCUGCAAAAUUAAGUUACUUUCGACACGAUCCGUCAGCAACAAGGGGCUCAUUAUUUUGCCGACAGACCGAUAUUACGGUUUGAAUUCCCAUCUUUUUUCAGUCAUCCGCCUUCGGGAUCCAAGCGGUUUUCAUGACAGUGGACAACCCGUUCUGGCCGAAAACCGUCUUCUGGACUUAUGCCGCCAUCUCCACCAACCUGUUCCUGAUGUUUCUGAGCGUCGCAAUGCUGCCAUUGCAGUUCGUCUACCGCUACGGCGUGAUGAGAGCCAAGCCGUUCAGUAAGAAGCAAAUGUGUGGUUUCUUUCUGAUUUCGCUCUAUUUUGCGACAAUUCACGGGUUCGUUUCGCCGUUUACGUUCAAGCCACCUGGUCCCGAAUGGGAAGCCUCUUUCCGGCAGGCACUCGACGUGAAUCAGGACUAUGUGCUGCCAGGAUAUAUUGUGGGAGAUGUGGUAAGGGUUUGAACGCUAUUGCUAGUCUGUCGGGAAAAUAAUAAGCGCAGUGUCGCUGCGCCGAUUGUGUCGCUGGAAAGUAAUUUGAUGCGAUUUUCAAUACGACAGAAGGCUCAUUAUUUUCCCGACAGAUCAGUAUGCCACAUAUAUUGACUUUCCUUCAGAGGCAGUUCGAUCGAAUGGCUAUUCACUUCAUUCAUAUCUUCGUCAUUGUUGGCGGUUCAUACGCGACAAUCUUAGUCAUGGUCUGGAAGUCUCGUGGGACGGUCGCGUUCCGAGAUCAUGAUCAUUUGUCGAUGGCAACGCGAGCGGUUCAGCGACAAGUCACUCGAAUUAUUUAUGCGCAGGUAAGAGACUGCCGACUUUGUUUAUUAGUCUGUCGGGAAAAUAACGACGCACGGCAACCCAGAGAGUCUGCCUUCUCAUUUCUCCUCGUCAAAAAAAGAGAACUGUCGCGCACCAAAAUCCAGCUUCGGAAGCCGUCGCAAAGCACGGCAAACCGAAAUAGAACAAAAAUAUCUCACGCCCACUUUUGAGUUUCGCCAAACGAAGUGUCACAACUAACAAAAGCAAUAAAAUAAUUUCGAGAAAAAUAUUUUUCCAUCGAAAAACCACACGAAAAAUUCUGUUGUGACAUUUCGUGCGAAUUUGAGCGAUACUGGGUGUGCGAAGUGCCGAAACGAGGAGGGAGACUCCCUGGGUUGCCGUGCAAAGCGAUGAUGUGCGAUUCUAAUGCGGAUCUGUCACUUUUUUCCCGACAGACUACAUUGUGCUUGGCGGGUCAAAAAAUCUUGCCCGUCGGGAAAAUAAUGGGUUCAGUGCCGCUACGUCAAUCGCGUCGCUGAAGUUAAAAAUAAUUUGAUUUUGAAGCGACACAGUUAAUUCUCAUUCCGAUUUUUGAUGCGACAGUCUGCUCAUUAUUUUUACGACACACUGAUAUCCAAAUCCUGCCUCGCCUUUCAAAUAACAUCGAUUUUCAGUCCAUUUACCCGCUGUUCAUAAUGUGCGCUCCAUGCCUUUGUUUUACCAUAUUCUCCGCUCAAGGGAUUCAGGUUCGAAUGUUGGGCGAAUAUGCAAUGCUGUCCAUGCACACGCCUCCGCUUUUCAAUUCCAUGAUUGUGAUUUUGUGCGUGCCAAGCUAUCGACGGUUCUUUUCGCGGCCGGCCGGUGCGGACCGGGUUCAACACCUGUAAGCGUUCAAACCAACCGUGUGAAACAUAUUUUUAGUAUUAUAAUACUAAAAAUAUCUUUCACAUGCUCCUUUGUUCAAUUAAACAAGACGGUUAGGUGGAAAGUUCCAUUAAUCAUUCAUUUGUAGGAAUAAGAAGUUGCUCAAAGCCUACUAUGGGACCAAAGUCACAAUCAGUCAUAUCAGCCGGCCCUCACUGCAUACGGUUCAUUGCCAAAUCUAA
Bursaphelenchus xylophilus (pine wood nematode) is the source of this 2728-nucleotide messenger RNA. Lineage: Eukaryota; Metazoa; Nematoda; Chromadorea; Rhabditida; Aphelenchoididae. The record is from the annotation of a GenBank genome assembly.